AUGAGCUCGAAAACCAUAAUUCGAAUAUUAUAUUCAUUAAAUGCUAUAUACGGCGUGCACGGCCUGGCCACAAUUUUAGCUGGCCUAUGGUUCUUUGUCAUACAAUAUCAGUUCCUGGAUGUAUCAAAUGUCGAUCAUUAUACAGACUUUGCUGUUUAUUGGGCACAGAUCGUACCGUGGGCGUUCUUUAUCCUUGGCUUGAUUGCAGUGACACUUGGCUUCUCUGGAUUAUUGGCAGUUAACAAACGAAGCGAGAUUGGAAUAAAAAUAUACUGUGUGUUUUUAGUUCUGCUCAUACUUGCCCAGAUUACUGUAUCUACCCUAAUAUUCAUAUAUGUAGACAGUGAUUAUUCUGACGAAUUCAUUCGGAAAACUGUGUAUGAAUCUUUUAACAAAGUAAUGCCGUAUCAGAAAAUCUGGACACCGUUUAAUACAGUGGAAGAAUUAUAUAACUGUUGUGGAGCCAAUUCAUCGAGUGAUUACAAGAACUACACGAAUGAACUACCAUCUUCUUGUUGUAAUUAUGUUACUGGAACACCCUGUACAUCUAUAGUUAACGAAAAAUUAGGCUGUGCUGACGCUGUUUCUUAUUAUACUAAAAUGAUUAGUUCUGUAGUCGCUGGUAGUUCAUUAUUCAUUUGUUUAGUAGAUUUAGUUGAUGUAUAUUUUGCUAUUAAACUAGCAAAUUUGUUUCGUAAGGCCAGUAUAACAAGAUAA
Molecule: messenger RNA, 717 nt
Organism: Colias croceus (clouded yellow)
Lineage: Eukaryota; Metazoa; Arthropoda; Insecta; Lepidoptera; Pieridae
Product: leukocyte surface antigen CD53-like
Exons: 1
Coding region: 1-717 (238 amino acids)
Cellular component (GO): membrane
Source: RefSeq, a predicted model, not a curated record